GGUAUCUGGAUGCGUACGUACAUGCGUACGCGUAUCCAUCCAUCGCAUGCGUGCAGACACACAUACCUGACGUGCCUGACGAUCGAAGGAUGUGGAUGAGGCAGUCAGUCAGCCAGCUGGGGGAUCGAUGGGAUAUCAGUCAGUCAGUCAUCCACUCACUCACCCACUCAUCGUCCUUGGGCAGCAGAUACUCAUUCGUCGAACCGACAAACACAUCACCUCACCACCACAACUCCCGUCAAUUAUGUCCUGUCUGUCUAUCUGUCUGUCUGUCUGUGUGUCUGUGUGUGCAUGUAUGUCUCAGCGUCGCCUUCGCCUGCCAGCAUCUCAGAUGGGUGCUUCCUUGCUCUUGUUCUUCUUCUUCACGACACUCUUGAAAGCGCCUGUGAUCGAUGCUGUCCGCGAUUUCUUCUUCCCGCUCUCUUGGCCAGACCCUGGCAGCUCCGCCACUGUGUCCCCUUGUUCCUGCUCCUCUCCCUCCUCCUCCUCCUCCUCCUUCUUCUUCUUCCUCUUUUUCUCCUUUUUCUCCUCGUCCUUGCGGAGUUUUGCGUCUGCUUUCUCUUGUUUUUCGGUCCAUUUUUUUUGCUCUUUGUACUUCUUCUCGGUCAGAUCGGUAAAGAGAGCUACCGAUGCGCUGCACCCAGGCAUAGAUGUCCAUAUCAACACCACACAUAGAGUCAUGCAUACCAUGCGCACCAUGACACCUGACUGAAUGUCCAUGCAGGCAGGCCUACCCUCUCUCUUUGAGGAGGUUGCUGAGUUUCUCAAAAAACCCUUUGAGGAGAUGUGUCUUGAACACGUUGAUGAGUGGCUUGAGGUACUUCCACUCCGCUCCACUGACACUCCGCCUGUCACUCAGUCGACCGACCGACAGACAGACACACAGACGGAGAUGCGGCUCAUGAUUAGAGGCCAUGCAUAUCUUACCAGUCGAGAUGAGAUUUUUCUUUCUCUGACAAGCUGCCCAAAGUGAUCUCGAAGUUCCUGGCCUCUGUGUUGGUCGGGUGCAGCACAGCUGCGCCCGAACAGACAGAGAGAAAAAGGCAGGGAGGGGGAGACCAGGAUACAUAAAAAUGGUGUAUCCCUCUCCCUCUCCCUCUCCCUCUCUGCGCUUGUACUGUGUUGCGAUGCAUACCGUAAUCAUGGAGGAUGACUUUGAACAACUGAUCUGCCUCCUGUUUCAUGCAGAAUUACGUUUGUUCCAUGAAUGUUGUGUCUAUGUGUGAUCUUACCUCGAGAAGCUCUCUGGUAGAGAGUGCGAGUUGCUCGGGGAUUUCUGUUGCAUGAGGGCCCCAUGCCACACCCUUGCUGCCUUUGGUAUACAUGUCGAGACGGUACAGUGGGGUCUCGUCGACGGUGAAGGCAUGUCUAUGUUUCUUCGAAACGUCUAGGGUCAUCUUGUCCCUCACCUCGAAGAUGUUGAACUGCAUCCUAUCCCAUUCAUCAGCCCACUGACAGACAGACAGACAGACAGACCCUGCCGGAUUGGACUGCAGAGUGGGGUGGCUGGCAGGCUGGCUUACCCUGUGUAGCUGAUCAUUCAGCGCUUGCCUCAAAACAACAGGGUGCCAUUCCUCUUCCUUCAAAUAGAUCGAGGCAUGGCAUGCACGGCGGACAGACAGACAGACAGACAGACAGACGUGGGUGUGCGACAAAGACUGGCUGAGCAAAGACUGACUGGACACCAGUAUUUGCUUAUCUAUCUUCCUAAGUAGAGCGGAUUUAGCCUCUUUCCAAUCCAUCGGAAGUCUCGAAAGCGCCUCGUCAGUGUAGGCGUUGAUCGACUGCCAUGCUUUGGGCGAGAACAAGCCAGCCGGCUGAACAUUCAGGAAGGGACCGGUGGCCGUAAAGACGUACAGGUGUGAAUAGGUGUCUCGUUCAAAUUGCCUGCCUCGUUGCCUAGCUCUUUGUUGUCGGCCGACAGGGAAGUGAACAGAAGUGCGUGAAGGACACACGGAUCUGAACGAACGAAAGAGAAGCAUCUCGCUUCAGACGAGGACAGACAGAUGGACAGGCGCAGCACCUGUUGGCGACUUUGGUUUGACCUGCAGACAGACAGACAGACAGACAGGUAAGCAGGCAUUGACCAUUCGACAAGUCAGUGUUGCAGUGGAUUGACUGACGUGCGUGUCUUACCUCCAGCUGCUGAAACUCCGUGGAGUGGUCCAUCAAGGCGAAGAGCAGCAUGAUCAAGGACUUGAGACGAGCUGCAGACAACAGCAGCAGCAGCAACAAAAAUGACCGGAGAGAGCCAAGAGACACAAGUUACCAAAAGCCCCGUAUGCUUCGAGGGCCACGAGGGGCCGUUGCCAGGAGUAAUUGAGGUGGAUCUGCGUUCAUGACAGCCAGAUGCAAGCUCGUGUUGUGAUGUGAUGUGACCUUUGACAAGUCUUUCCACUCCUUGUCCCAAAUUUGGAAAGACUUUCCGUAGUAGUCCAGCUUGCGGCGUACAAAGCCUGCAGAUCGACGGCUUGCCGCUCUCUGUGUCCGUCAGACGCCGAUGUGUGUGUGCAUAUGUGUGCUGACCAGCCACCCGACGGCCAACACCUUUACUCAUGGGGUUUGAUCCCGCCUCUCUGUAUGUGUGUGCCAUGUAC
This is a messenger RNA of Vitrella brassicaformis, 2597 nucleotides long. Lineage: Eukaryota; Vitrellaceae. The record is from the annotation of a GenBank genome assembly.